Messenger RNA from Fusarium keratoplasticum, 1002 nucleotides. RefSeq lists its product as uncharacterized. Bases 1 to 1002 code for a protein of 333 amino acids. Lineage: Eukaryota; Fungi; Ascomycota; Sordariomycetes; Hypocreales; Nectriaceae. Gene Ontology annotation, biological process: eisosome assembly; negative regulation of protein kinase activity; endocytosis. The record is from RefSeq and is a predicted model, not a curated record. Gene Ontology annotation, cellular component: eisosome filament; plasma membrane. Gene Ontology annotation, molecular function: lipid binding. The transcript has 2 exons.
AUGUCGUCACGCUUCAGCUUCGAUAUAUCCGCCUCACCUCGCCCUGGCUCGUACAUCAUGGAAGUGCCGGCUGACAUGGCCAUGUCCCACAGGAACCGCGCACUCUCGAUCCGCUCCAACAAAUCGAAGGGGGGCUCCGCCUCCACCUCUAACAAGCGGGGCUUCUCCUUCAACUCACUCCGCGGCCAGGUCCAGCCCGAGCUGUCGCGCAAGCUCUUCAAGCUUAUCAAGUCUGAGAACAACCUCAUCAACGCCCACGAGACGGCUGGCCGCGAGCGUAUUUCUAUCGCGACGCAGCUGUCGGAAUGGGGAGAGCAUACGUGCGACGAUGGCAUCAGUGACAUUUCGGACAAGGUGGGAGUCGUCCUGAGCGAGAUGGGUGAGCAGGAAGAUGCAUACGCUCACUCGCUGGAUGAUUCACGUGCCGUGCUUAAGGCCAUCCGGAACACCGAGAAGAGCGUGCAGCCCAGUCGCGAACACAAGGACAAGAUUGCCGAUGAGAUUCAGCGGCUGAAGCUGAAGGAGCCCGGAAGCGCAAAGCUACCUGUACUCGAACAAGAGUUGGUUCGCGCCGAGGCUGAGAACCUUGUUGCGGAAGCCCAGUUGACAAACAUUACCCGACAAAAGCUCAAGGAGGCUUACGCUGCCGAGUUUACCGCGACUAUCGAGAGAGCCGAGAAGCAAAUUAUCUUGGCCAAGCAUGGUCGCCGUCUGCUAGAGCUUCUUGAUGAUUCGCCCGUGGUGCCCGGCGAUACUCGGCCAGCUUACGAGCAUUCCGCCCAGGCCCGCCAGAUCCUCAACGACUGCGAAGACGACCUCCGAGACUGGCGUCCCGAAGCUGAGUCUUUCUCUACACCUGCCCAGAGUCGAACGCCGAGCAUCACAGAGAAGGGCAAGGAGCCAAUGGUGGCUGACGAUACGCCCUCUCCUGUGCAGUCCGAGGCGACUCCUGUGGCCCCGACAGGAACCAAGUCUUCCGUAUAUGCCGAAGUUGCUGGUUGA